Carcharodon carcharias (great white shark) is the source of this 753-nucleotide messenger RNA. It is a transcript of the gene cfap299, whose product is annotated as cilia and flagella associated protein 299. The record is from RefSeq and is a predicted model, not a curated record. The transcript has 8 exons. NCBI's taxonomy places the organism in Eukaryota, Metazoa, Chordata, Chondrichthyes, Lamniformes, Lamnidae. Bases 1 to 753 code for a protein of 250 amino acids.
AUGGAGGAAGAGCAAAGCGGCGCAGCGGUGGACAACAUUGUCAAUGAAUUCGAGACAUACGAGAGUUUUCUGGACUCGCAGAUCACGUCCUUGGACCUGUACUACCUGGAGGAUGAGGACUUGGCUCGACAGCUGGUGGAGCUGGGAUACAGGGGAAGUGGAGAGGUGCUGAAAAGAGAAGAGUUUGAAAUGAGGAAGGUAGCUGCUGAAACUGCACGACUUGCUAAAAAAAGCCAGAAAAAGGUAUUGGCAAGUGCAGGAAAAGACCUAAAGGAUAAUUUCCUGAUAGCACUGGCAGAGCGAGAGGAAGCCAACCGCAGCGGGAAAAUGAAUGUGAGUACACAAUCAACGGACCCGGUGCAUGUCUUAAAAAAGAUGCUAUCUUCUAUAAUUUUCAUCCGAGACUACAAUUCUCAUGGCCAAGAGAUCUCUGGGUAUAUUGAUUACUCACAUAGACUCAAGACAGAACAAUUUGAAGGGCAUUUUGGUGGAAAGAAGAAACUAUUGCCACGGUCAACAGAUCUAAGCUUCUACAAUUGGGACACCCAGAGCUGCACAUACAAUUCCAGUCCAUAUUACCAGGUGAUCACAGACAAUGCCUCCGGACUCCUUUUCAAAAAUAAAAGAGAUCGAAAAACAAUACAUGUGGAUCCAAAGGUCUCUCCUGGGGAUAAUACCACACGAAGCUUAAUUGAAACAAAUCUUUAUGUUCAAGUGGUCAUUUAUGACCACAUCACAAGAAGGAAGUCCUGA